Molecule: messenger RNA, 1428 nt
Organism: Cladophialophora psammophila CBS 110553
Lineage: Eukaryota; Fungi; Ascomycota; Eurotiomycetes; Chaetothyriales; Herpotrichiellaceae
Product: alpha-1,2-mannosyltransferase
Exons: 1
Coding region: 1-1428 (475 amino acids)
Source: RefSeq, a predicted model, not a curated record
AUGGACUCAGAAUCCCUGAGACAGAGAUUCUCAGACCUUAUUGCUCGGUCACAACCAUACAUUGAGCAAGCAAAUGUCCGUAUUCAACCCUACGUUAAACAAACCAACGACCAUCUUCAGAAAUCUAAACACCAUUGCUCUUCGAUUCUAAAGUCAGCUCAGUCGGACCUACAGAGAUUGUCACAAAGGUCCCAUUUCAAAGAAGUCCUCUAUGGCCUGACUCUGUUUGUCUUCCUCGCCUUUGCUAUCGGCCGGUACAUCUCCUACCGGCGCGCCCGCUACCUCGCCCGCCCGUCUCGCCCAUCAACACCGCCGACACCUCUACUCGAAAAGGCCACUUAUAGCAAAGGCGCCAAUGCAGCUCAGGCUCGCAAACCAGGUACAUGGAUCCCGUCCGGCUUCCAACGUCCCAAACCACCCGCAUACGAAAAUUGGUCCAUCGAGCACACAAAACCUCUUCCUUACCGCCCGUUCCGCUACGGGCCCAAGUACUUCGUCACCAUGGGCCUCCGUAACGUGAAGUGGGACGACUGGAUCGAACUGGACAACCACUUCCCGCGGUUUCACGGUGACAAGACCAGGCGGAUUCUGGAGCGCGGGCACAAGUGCUGCAAGACGGCGCCCGAAGCAUAUCCUGCGGCGUUAGAACUCCUCGAAGAAUUCCGCGCGUACUUGCCAGACCGGUACCCGACGCUGUACCAGCGCACGGAAAAGGGGAUCAAGAACCUGUGGUCGGGCGAGGAGCUCGACACGACGUCGCGGCCGCUGCCAGAAGACCCGAUGCAGACGGCGGCGCGGAUGGUGCAGGACGACCUGGCUAUCAUGAUCGAGGGGGCAGACGGACAGUACUACCUGCUCGCGGGGGCGAUCCUGCUGCCGGGCUUCUGGCGGCUGGAGGACAAGUACGGGAUGCCCCUGUCACAGAUCCACACGAGCGGCGACGUGCCGCAGUUCAAGGAGAAGCUGGAGAAGGGGAUGAUGAACUUUUUCCGCCGUCUCAAGCCCGAGGAGCUGGUGGCACGCAACAACUACUUCUUGCAAGUCGACGACGAUUUGGCGUGGUCAAACUCGAUCGGCAAUGAGGACAAUCCAAACAUCAGCUGGAACACGGCCGAGAAGGACCGCGCCAUCGAGCACCACUUCUUCCGCUCCGAGCGCCAGACCCUGCGCCGCCUGCCCCGCUCUGGCGGCGUGGUGUUUACCAUCCGCACGUACUUCCACCCCGUCAGCGAGAUCGUCGCCGAGGAUUACGUGCCCGGCCGCCUGGCCAGCGCCGUCCGCAGUUGGGGCGACGACGUGUCCCGCUACAAGGGCAAGGAAAAGUAUGGGGCCGUCCUGCUCGAGUAUCUCGACAAGAAGCACCAGGAGCAGUUGGAUAGAGGGCUAAAGUUGGACGAGGAGGACGAGAAGAGGAGUUAUCCCUGGUGA